GGAAAUUUGACUUUAUAGUCCAUAAUAUCUUUAAAGCAAAACAAAGAUAUCUAGAGGUAAUUAAAAAAAAAGGAGAAAAAAAGAAAAAGAAAAAGAAAAGGAAAAAAAGAAAAAAGGGACAUAAACAAAAAUCAGAAACUCUCUGAUUCUCAAAACCACUCCUCUUUUGCUGUGCUUAUUUCUGCUUCAUUUUUGUGGUUCCAAAGGAAACGAGUCACUUCUUACUUCAUCUUUUGGCUGUCUAGAUUCGCCAACUUGGCUAGUGUACUCCACACCACCCCCCUCCAAAAAACCAUUAUAAAGCAGAGCAACCUGAGCAUUUCUUGCUCACAAAACCAAAUACACCUUUCAAGUUAAAAUCCCUCCAAAACCAUUCUUUUUCUUUUGAAGUUCAACCCUUUCUUUUUAUAGUCCAUAGUAAACCAGCCUGUCCAUAUUCUAUAAUCAGAACCAAAAGCCUCUCCUUUCCUUUAUCCACACAAUGGCACAAAGCUCCAGCUCCUAUUGGACGCCAAAACAGAACAAACUGUUUGAAAAGGCACUAGCUUUGUAUGACAAAGAUACCCCAGACCGCUGGCAAAAUGUAGCCAAGGCUGUUGGUGGUAAAACAGCUGAGGAAGUCAAAAGACACUAUGAAAUCCUUUUGGAGGAUCUUAGGCAGAUCGAAUCUGGCCGUAUUCCAUUUCCAAACUACAAGUCCACUGGCAGAGACGCGGAUGAAGAAGAAAGGCUUAUUAAGUAUCUUAAGCUGCAGUAAAUCAUGUCCAAAUCCACCGGCAUGCAUCCACGUGAUAUAUAUGAUAUAAUAUCUACUGUGGAUCUCUACAAAUGGAUCAGAUCGCUCUUUUUAAUUAGCUCUUUUUUCUCUGUCUAUUAUGGCAUGAUCCUAGCUAAGCAAUAUUUAUAAUCACCAUCAGAUUAUGAUGGUAUAAUCUAUUUUGCAUGUUUCUGGUACUGUAUUUUGUAAUUUCAAAAAUUGUAAUGGUUAUUAUGGUUUGGAUUGUAUAAGAUCCUUUUGUUAAGUAAAUAUCAAUGGCAGAGUAGCAAUCAGCUUUUGCAGA
Molecule: messenger RNA, 1061 nt
Organism: Ziziphus jujuba (common jujube)
Lineage: Eukaryota; Viridiplantae; Streptophyta; Magnoliopsida; Rosales; Rhamnaceae
Product: protein RADIALIS-like 3
Exons: 2
Coding region: 482-757 (91 amino acids)
Molecular function (GO): DNA-binding transcription factor activity
Source: RefSeq, a predicted model, not a curated record